This is a messenger RNA of Musa acuminata AAA Group (dessert banana), 802 nucleotides long. RefSeq lists its product as uncharacterized. The coding region runs from base 60 to 509 and encodes 149 amino acids. Lineage: Eukaryota; Viridiplantae; Streptophyta; Magnoliopsida; Zingiberales; Musaceae. The record is from RefSeq and is a predicted model, not a curated record. The transcript is spliced from 3 exons.
UCCUUGGUCCUCUCUCGACCAAUCUCGUUCGUGCUCUGAUCUUUCGCUCAUCUUCUUUGAUGGCGCGAUUGCUCUGCGGCCGAACCCUACCCGGGGCCUCGCACCCCGUGGCCGCGCCUCUCGGCCUCCGCGGCCUCUGCAGCCGCUCCGAACGGCCGCAGCUUAUCGACGUGGAGCUCCAGGCGGAGGACUUCCCCCCGGAGAUCGAGGUCCUCGGCAUGCGCCGCCUUGAGGACGUCAUCCACGCCAUCGUAGUCCGUAGAUCCGCCCCUUAUUGGUUACCCUUCCUCCCUGGCUCCUCCUACUGGGUACCGCCCCGCAAUCGCCACCGUGGCGUCGCGGAGCUCGUCAGCAGGCUCGCCAACCCGAUGACGGCGGAGGAGAUCAUGUCGUUCACUACUGAUCGUGGCUGGCCCUCUUCAGCUUAUUUCGUUGAAGGUGUAUCUCCGCAACCAGUAAAGAAGAAACGAGAGAGGACCAAGGCGCAAUCUGAUGACGAAGAAAGCUAAUCGUCAACCGACAGCCACCGGAGACAGGCUCUUCUAUUCAGCCACGAAGUAUAUAUUUAGAUGAUGGAAACACAGUUGGUAGAGUUGAUGCAAACUAAACACAGUUGGUAGAGUUGAUGCAAACCAGUCCUGUUUUCUCUUCCAUACUGCAGCAGCCUGUAGUAGAACUUUUCCCACAUGUAAUCCAAAGUAGGUUGAUUAACUCUUUAUAAUUGGAUGAACUUAACUAUAAGAAUUAAGAUAUUAGAAGAUUUAGAUGAUCAAAUACGAGUAACACUGUGAAUUUUGAUGUA